AUGUCGGCGCAACAACCAGUGUUUGUCGUGAACACGGGGCCAGAGCGUCAGUCGGGUCGUAAGGCUCAAGCGUCUAACAUCAGCGCCGCCAAGACGGUGGCGGAUGUGAUCCGGACAUGUUUGGGCCCUCGCGCCAUGCUCAAAAUGAUCUUGGAUCCCAUGGGCGGUAUCUUGCUCACCAAUGACGGUCAUGCUAUUCUCCGUGAAAUUGAAGUGGCGCACCCCGCCGCUAAGAGCAUGAUCGAACUCAGCCGUGCGCAGGACGAAGAAGUCGGCGACGGUACCACAAGUGUCAUUAUCCUCGCAGGCGAAGUCUUAGCGCACUCUUUGCCUCUCUUGGAGCGCAACAUUCAUCCUGUGGUGAUCAUUUCUGCGUACAAAAAGGCAUUGGCACGCGCUCUGCAGAUCAUCGACUCGAUUUCUGUGCCGGUGCACGUUGAGAAGGACGACGAAAUGCUCGCACUUAUCAAGACAUCAAUCGGUACCAAGUUUGUCUCUCGUUGGUCGGAUCUGAUGUGCCAGCUCGCCCUCAAGGCCGUACGCACGGUGGCUAGUAUCGAUACUACCGUGCCACGCACCGCAGAAGAAGCGGCCAAGUCCGGUGUCACUGUGGACAUUAAGCGCUACGCCCGUGUGGAAAAGGUGCCAGGCGGUGAAAUUGAGGAGAGCCGAGUUCUGGAUGGCGUCAUGCUCAACAAAGACGUGACACACCCUAAGAUGCGUCGCCGCAUUGAGAACCCGCGCAUUGUCUUGCUCGACUGCUCGUUAGAGUACAAGAAGGGCGAAUCGCAAACCAACAUUGAAAUCACACGCGAAGAAGACUGGAGUCGUAUUCUGGAGAUCGAAGAGGAGCAGGUGAAGCAAAUGUGCGACAAGAUUCUGCAAUUCAAGCCGGACUUGGUAUUCACUGAGAAGGGUGUGUCGGACCUCGCACAGCACUUUUUGCUCAAGGCAAAUGUGACGUGCAUCCGUCGCGUUCGUAAGUCGGACAACAACCGUAUUGCUCGUGCCACCGGUGCACAGAUUGUGAACCGUGUAGAAGACCUGCGCGAAAGCGAUGUGGGCACUCGCUGUGGGCUUUUCCACAUUGAAAAGCUGGGCGAUGACUACUUUACUUUCCUGGAAAAGUGCCAAGACCCUAAGGCUUGCACAAUUCUGCUUCGCGGCCCCUCGAAAGAUAUCUUGAAUGAAAUUGACCGCAACUUGGCUGAUGCAAUGUCAGUAGCACGCAACAUUGUGUUCCACCCCAUGCUGGCGCCGGGUGGUGGUGCUACAGAGAUGGCCAUCUCCGUGGGUCUGGCACAGUAUGCAGGCCAAGCGCUGGAAGGAGCGGAAGUGGCUGCAGUACAUGCGGUAGCAGAUGCCAUGGAGGUGAUUCCUCGGACGCUGAUCCAGAACUGCGGUGGGAAUGCCAUCAAGACAUUGACGCAGCUUCGUGCCCGCCAUGCCAACGGCGAGCACACAUAUGGUGUGGACGGACAUACGGGUCGAAUUGUCGAGAUGAAGCAGUAUGGUCUAUUUGAGAGUGCUUCAGUCAAAAUUCAGAUCCUCAAGACAGCGAUUGAAUCUGCCUCACUCCUUUUGCGUGUCGAUGAUGUCGUUUCCGCGAAGCGUGCUGGUCAGGGUGGUGCUGCGCCUCAGGCGGCCAACAUGGCCAUGGCUGGGGGAGAAGGCAUGGAAGGGAUGGGCAUGGCAUAG
This is a messenger RNA of Malassezia pachydermatis, 1698 nucleotides long. Its product is annotated as t-complex protein 1. Gene Ontology annotation, biological process: protein folding. The record is from RefSeq and is a predicted model, not a curated record. Gene Ontology annotation, cellular component: chaperonin-containing T-complex. Gene Ontology annotation, molecular function: ATP-dependent protein folding chaperone; ATP hydrolysis activity; ATP binding. Bases 1 to 1698 code for a protein of 565 amino acids. The transcript has 2 exons. Lineage: Eukaryota; Fungi; Basidiomycota; Malasseziomycetes; Malasseziales; Malasseziaceae.